This is a messenger RNA of Pterocles gutturalis (yellow-throated sandgrouse), 4383 nucleotides long. It is a transcript of the gene FANCM, whose product is annotated as Fanconi anemia, complementation group M. Gene Ontology annotation, molecular function: four-way junction DNA binding; nuclease activity; 3'-5' DNA helicase activity. NCBI's taxonomy places the organism in Eukaryota, Metazoa, Chordata, Aves, Pterocliformes, Pteroclidae. The record is from RefSeq and is a predicted model, not a curated record. The transcript has 21 exons. The annotation marks the transcript as partial. Gene Ontology annotation, biological process: replication fork reversal; interstrand cross-link repair; double-strand break repair via synthesis-dependent strand annealing.
GUGCUCGAAACAUUUGCCGGACGCUUGAUUAAAAUUGGAGUUUUAUCAAGGCGGGAUAUUCCCAGCCUUACAAAGUACCAGAUAAUUCUAGCAAGAGAUCAAUAUAGAAAAAACCCUUCUUCACAAAAUGUGGGAAUCCAUCAAGGCAUAAUUGAAGGAGAUUUUGCACUUUGUAUCAGUUUAUAUCAUGGUUAUGAGCUGCUGCUGCAGAUGGGAGUACGGUCAUUAUUUAUCUACCUUUAUGGGAUUAUGGAUGGAUCAAAAGUGUUAACCCGUACGAAGAAUGAACUUGCUCGUAAUGAGGACUUCAUGAAGCUAUACCAGAAGCUUAGAGACAUGUUUUCAGACACAUCUCUGGCUUCAGUGAAUGGAAAUGUUUACAAGAGUAAAACAGUGUUUGAAAAUAAAAAGGAAUUCAUCUACAGCCAUCCAAAAUUAAGGAAAUUGGAGGAAAUUGUAAUAGAACACUUCAAAUCCUGGAAAAAGGGACAUUCUGGCACAUCUGUGGACGCUGUGGAUACCAGAGUGAUGAUCUUCUCGUCAUUUCGAGAUAGCGUGCAAGAAAUUGCAGAAAUGCUUUCCCGGCUCAGUCCGGUUGUUAGAGUAAUGACAUUUGUUGGGCACUCCACAGGAAAGAACACGAAAGGCUUCACACAAAAGGAACAACUUGAGGUGGUCAAACGCUUUCGUGAAGGUGGGUAUAACACUCUGGUCUCUACCUGCGUUGGGGAAGAAGGCUUGGACAUCGGAGAAGUUGAUCUCAUCAUCUGCUUUGAUGCUCAGAAAAGUCCCAUUCGCCUUGUGCAGAGGAUGGGCCGAACUGGGCGCAGGCGGCAAGGCAGGAUCGUCGUCAUCCUCGCCGAAGGGCGGGAGGAACGUACUUACAAUCAAAGCCAGUCUAACAAAAGGAGCAUCCACAAAGCUAUUUCAGGAAACAAAAUGCUUCAUUUUUACCAGCAUAGUCCACGUAUGAUUCCAGAAGGCAUCAAUCCAAAGUUGCAUAAAAUGUUUAUUACUGCUGAAAAAUAUGAACCAAGCAAUUCAAGAACGCUUUCCAAAGAGAGAAGGUCUGGUUCCCUCCAGCAUAGAUCUGCUCUCUUUUCCUGUGUCACUGAUAGGAAGAAAGAGAAUUGGUCUCUGUCACCUGAAGAAUUUGAAAUAUGGGACAGACUUUACAGGAUUAAGGAAAGUGAUGGAGUAAAGGAACCGGUAUUGCCUCAAAUUCACUUUGAAACCUUAGAAAACCUGGAAGACACAUCAAAGCAUGAAGAGGAGGCAACUCACAAACUUUCCUUGUCUGAAUGGAGGAUUUGGCAGAACCGUCCUUUUCCUACAUUUAUGGUCGAACACUCAGAUCGUUGUUACAAUUUUAUCAGUGUUAUGGAAAUGAUAGAACUGCUGAGACAUGAACAGGGAGAUUGCAGCUAUGAACUGGAGAUUCAGCCACACUUACGUAUUGAAGACGUUAAUGUUCAAAGGAAUAAAAGUCAUCUUUCCAUGACCAACUCCGCAUUUGAUCAGAAAGCACACUCGUCUAGAAAAGAUGUGGCACACAGGAAAAAUGUCAUUAUUGAGGAAGAGAAGAGUAUACACUUAUUUGAAGAUGAACACAUUUAUGAUACAAAUAAUGGAAGUUUUUCUAUGAAAAACAAGUGUUUAGUCAGGUCAGAUCCAGGCGAGAGUGGUCUUGGGGCAGUUGCAGAGCGAGGCUCCGAGUGGUUUCAUUCAGAGGUGUGCGGUGUGAACGCUGAGAAAACCUGCAAGGAGCAGGCAGUGAGCAGGAAAACCCCAGCCAUGGAAAUGCCGGGUGGUGCUGGCGUGACCGAGCUGUUUCUGGAUGAUGAGGGUCUUUAUGACUCUUCUCAAGAACUGUUUUCUGUUAACUUUGAUUUGGGGUUUUCCAUUGAAGAGUAUGAGAAUGAAAUCUGUGAAGAAGAUACAAAUACUAAUAACACCAAAAAGUUAAAUGGUGCCUGGGGGCGUCAUGCAGAUGUUAAAUCCACUGAAGAUAAAAAAAAAUUACUGGAUGAUAGCUCCAGACUUGAGACAACACCAAAACGGGGCUGGAAAAGUUUUGGGAGAAGAGACGUUUCCACACCAGUGCCAUUGCGGAGUAGGAGCAUGAAUGAUGGAGAAGGGACUGAGGACGGUACCGCUGCAGCACUGUGCUUGAAGGCAGGAGGCAAGAGAACGGGGAGUGGAUCACCUGAAGCUUUGGCUUCUUCACUCUCUACCCCACCAAGUAGGAAGGCUAUGAAUAGUAAGCCUAUCAAAAGAAUUCCUAUUAAUGCCUUUUCUAGUACCAGGGAGGAAGUUCCAGAGGUGCGUCUUACAGAUAAAGAAAAUAAAAAUAAAAGCCCACAUGGACAGAGCUGUGGGGGUUCAGCCAUGGAUGCACUCGAUUCCCCUGUAGGAAGAACUGGAAACCUGGGAGACUCCAGCCUUCGUCGUUCGUGUGUGUCCCCUGCUCAAGGAAUCAGCAGCGAGAGUGAAGAAGAGAUUGUUUUCCAGAGAAAAAAUAGGAAAAAAAAGAAUGUUUUGAAGUCUCCUGAUGUUACGAAUGACAGUGAUUUUGAAUCGCCGAUUCGUGCCAUCAGGAAACGUCGACAGCCAUUUAACAUGUCAGAUACGUCCAGUGACGACAGCAUGGAUUUUCACAAGCACUCCAGUAGGACCUCAGCAGCCUGUGACAAAAACCAGCCGAGGAGUACCAAACGGCAGAAGGUCAAGAACAAUUUGACAUACAAGACUGCAGCAAGACAGUUUUUAGAUGAAGAAGCUGAGCUGUCCCAGCAGGAUGCAGAUGGCGUUUCAUCUGAUGAGAGUGACGAUGCAGAGAACGAGCUCAGCUCUUCGCUUGCUCAGUUCCUGAACGAUGACGCAGAGGUCACACAAGUGUUGAACGACUGUGAGAUGAAAGGAGUUUACCUGAAAUCUGUGCGCAGUCCAGCUCUUGGCAACAGAUACAAAAUGGUUCAUCGUGAAUUCAACAACAUGGCCAUUUUCUCACAGAUUCCCGAGCAAGACCAGACUUAUGCAGAAGACAGCUUCUGUGUUGGAGAGGAGGAGGAGGAAACUUGCAAAAUAAGUGAAUCUAGUGAGGAGGAAGUGUGUGUUAAUUUUGAUCUCCUGAAUAAUGAGAGCUUUACUAGUGGAAGAAAACAAUACCUCACGCGCCGCAGAAAAAAGUUAAACCAGGUUGGGAUGGAAGAGAACUGCUCUGUCCCCGUGCAAAAGAAGAAACCAUCCCGCAUUAUUGUCCUCAGUGAUUCCAGCGGGGAAGAAACAGGUGUUGGCAACGAGAAGCCCAUGCAAACAGAGUGUUUCUGGGCAGAACAGGAAAAUGCUAAGUUACCCAAGUCAUUGCCUUCAGUCUCUUCUGUGCAGCACAAAAAAACUGCUGGGGAAAUCGGUGUUCAUCAGUCUGCGGAGAGCAAGAGUGAGAUGCUUCUCGGCUUGAAAGCUUCAGUAUCUGAAAUGCUGGAUUUUCACCCAGAGCCUCAAGCCAGGAGCACGCACAUUCCACUGGCUUCAAGGAGGGAGGAUCUCCAAGUUCCCACUGAGGUGGAAAGUUCUUUGAAGAACACCUGUCGGAGCACUUCAGUUCCACAUUGUUCUGCUUCCACAAACCCCUCUUCAGCCACGGCUCUGUUUUCAUGUGGCCCUCUGGAGAAGAAACCUCCCCUCUGCAUCCUGGUAGACAGCCGGGAGAUCUCCUCCGGAGCAGAGGUGAUUUCUUCCCUGAAGGCGGUUCACGGGGUGAAGGUGCAGGUUUGCUCACUGAGCAGCAGCGAUUACAUCGUGAGCAACCGCAUGGCCGUGGAAAGGAAAUUUCUGUCCGAAUUACUGAACUCUGUGAACAGGAGUAAAGUCACCCGGCGGAUCCAGCGCCUGCAGAGCAUGUUUGAGAGGAUCUGUGUGAUUGUGGAAAAGGACAGGGUUAAGGCAGGAGAAACAUCACGAUUCUUCCAGAGGACACAGUACUAUGACGGUGUGCUCUCAGCCUUGGUCCAGGCUGGGGUCCGAAUUCUCUUUAGCUCCUGCCAAGAGGAAACUGCCGGUUUGCUGAAAGACCUGGCUCUGGUGGAGCAAAGGAAAAACGCGGCCAUUUGUGUGCCGACAGAGGUGGAGGGGCACAAACGGGAAAUGCUCAACUUCUUCUUGACUAUUCCCAAUCUCAGCUACCUGGCUGCUCUCAAUAUGUGCCAUUACUUUGGUUCCGUGAAGAAGAUGGCCAACAGCUCCGCAUUGGACAUCGCCACCGGCGCCCAGGUCAGCCGGCAGAAGGCGGAGGAGAUCUUCCGCUACCUCCACUAUGGCUUUGACACGCAGAUGCUGCCCGAGAACCUCUGCGCUAAGGGGAGAAGCAAUGCCAUGAGCUGA